Nezara viridula (southern green stink bug) is the source of this 207-nucleotide messenger RNA. Lineage: Eukaryota; Metazoa; Arthropoda; Insecta; Hemiptera; Pentatomidae. The record is from the annotation of a GenBank genome assembly.
AUGACUGCUAUUACAUUUUUAAAUUUAUUAACCACAUGGUUCCUAUUAAAUAUUUUUAUUUUAACUUUAAUUGCUUUGUCGAUAAAGAUUAUUAGUUUCAGGAAAAUGUCAAUUUUACAUAAUCUUUCAAGCUAUCUUAUUUUACUUUCAUAUAAACUCAGUUUUAGUUUGCUUUUCGUUGUACUACAGACCAGAAAUAAAAUCUAG